Molecule: messenger RNA, 2409 nt
Organism: Alexandromys fortis (reed vole)
Lineage: Eukaryota; Metazoa; Chordata; Mammalia; Rodentia; Cricetidae
Gene: Faxdc2
Product: fatty acid hydroxylase domain containing 2
Exons: 7
Coding region: 16-1020 (334 amino acids)
Biological process (GO): sterol biosynthetic process
Cellular component (GO): endoplasmic reticulum membrane
Molecular function (GO): C-4 methylsterol oxidase activity; iron ion binding
Source: RefSeq, a predicted model, not a curated record
UUCGGCAGCCCUGUAAUGCGAUCACUAGGGCCAGCCUCCCGACCCACCCAAGCAGAGCCAAGUGACAAUAAGGUUAGCCUACUGAGCUACGCAGCAGCCACAGAAAAACAGAAAAGCGCUCUACAGGCUAGACCUGUGGCUCGGAGACAGAGACGCUUGGGAACGGCCCUCUGCAGAGAUGACAGGAGAUAUGGAAAGCCCAAGACGCCACGAGAAGCCCAACCAGGGGCCGCCCUCGUGCCUGCACUGUGCUUCUGGGGCUUCAACGGCCUUCUACUGAUGGUGGACACAACAGGGAAACCCACCUUCAUCUCCCGCUACCGCAUCCAACUGGGCAAGAAUGAGCCGGUUGACCCCGUGAAGUUGCGCCAGUCUAUCCGCACAGUUCUUUUCAACCAGACUAUGAUUUCUCUUCCCAUGCUGGUCAUCUUCUAUCCUUUCUUCAAGUGGAGGCGAGACCCCUGCUGCCAAGAGCUUCCCACCUUUCACUGGUUCCUUGUGGAGUUGACCUUUUUCACCCUCGUGGAGGAAAUCCUGUUCUACUACUCACACCGGCUCCUUCACCACCCAACGUUGUACAAGAAAAUUCACAAGAAACAUCACGAAUGGACAGCACCCAUUGGUGUGAUCUCGAUCUAUGCCCACCCUAUAGAACAUGUGGUUUCCAACAUGUUGCCAGUUAUGGUGGGUCCACUAGCAAUGGGCUCUCAUCUGUCCUCCAUCACUGUGUGGUUGUCCCUUGCUCUCAUCGUCACCACUGUCUCGCACUGUGGUUACCAUCUGCCCUUCCUGCCUUCACCUGAGUUCCAUGACUACCACCAUCUCAAGUUCAACCAGUGCUAUGGGGUACUGGGAGUGCUGGACCACCUGCAUGGGACUGACAUCAUCUUUAAGCAGACCAAGGCCUAUGAGAGACAUGUCCUCCUGCUGGGCUUCACCCCACUUUCAGAGAGCAUCCCUGAUCCUCCCAAGAAGAUGGAGAGUUCUCUUGGACCAUCCCAACUGUUCCCUCACAAGUAGAAGGUGUGGAGACUGCCCGGGAGCCAUGAUGCCCUUAACAACUUGCCUCCUUUUGCUACCAUACUCUAAGGAUUGUACCAUUAGGGUACAGGAAAAAUACAAGCUUCCUGCCAGGACAAGGCCAUGAAAGGGCGGACCUGAGCUUCCCCCAAACUACUUGUCAUGUUACCUUGGGCCCAGGAGUUGACUUAGGGAAAAAGAACUAGCUAUUUGGGUUGGAGGCCAGUCAAAGGAAAGUCACCAAGAAUCUGGUGGUCUCCUUCGGUCCUCUGCUCCAAUUCCCACACUUGGCUCCCCUGGGGGACAAUGGGCUGGCAGUAGGACUGGAUGAUUACUGAUUAAAAAUCUCCCCCCAGCAAUUACCCUGAGAACACACGGUUCAAUCUUUAAAUGGUAACUCAACGGUGAGCUAUAGCAGCAGGGUUUCUUCUCCUGACAGCUCGUGACUGGGAACCCUGGGAUCCCAAGAACUUGGCAACUGUUAAGGUGGAUCUGGAAGGCUGCCACCAUUACCAUUUGUUAAAUCUCUGCACAACUGUGCCAGUCUUACAUGUUCAGUUCAAGGUUAGUCAAGACUCCUUAUUGUAGAUUAAAUAAAACACCUUUUUAAAAAAAAACCCACACAGCACAGUACAGCGGUUUGCACUGUAGUUCACAGCUGCUCUGGAGAUUUAGGUCCAGUUCACAGCCAGCCUAGACAAACACAGCAAAACGUCGAUGUCCGGUAAGCCAGUUCUCCAAAACAGGGCUUCACCCCAUGGUGCUGAGGCCAACACAAGACUGGGUCAGCUGGCAACCUAGCACUUUGCCGGCAGUCCUAGCCUCCUCUGGCCUUGGUAACCUGUGCUCUUGGAUUCCUUCAAAUACAAACCCACUCCUCCACUUUACCCCCAUCGCUGGAUGACAGCCAUUCCCUUUCUCAUGAGCAAUACUCUCUGUGCUAUCAUCCAAGGGGGCAGGGACAAUUAAAAAAUGGAGAUGAAGUACUGUCAAGAGUACAUGGCCACUUGGGAGGCAGAGGCAGGCGGAUCUCUGUGAGUUCGAGACCAGCCUGGUCUACAAGAGCUACUUCCAGGACAGGCUCCAAAACCACAGAGAGGGGGCUGGAGAGAUGGCUCAGUGGUUAAGAGCAUUGCCUGCUCUUCCAAAGGUCCUGAGUUCAAUUCCCAGCAACCACAUGGUGGUUCACAACCAUCUGUAAUGAGGUCUGGUGCCCUCUUCUGGCCUGCAGUCAUAUACACAGACAGAACAUUGUAUACAUAAUAAAUAUUUAGAAAAAAAAAAAGAGUACAUGGCCCGUCUCUAUAAGGCCCUAAUAUUGGUGAAUAAGGUCUUAAAUUCUUCAUAAAAGCGUGACAAAGCAUGUAAAUAAAGUCUCUAUAAAACUAA